Molecule: messenger RNA, 2146 nt
Organism: Phoenix dactylifera (date palm)
Lineage: Eukaryota; Viridiplantae; Streptophyta; Magnoliopsida; Arecales; Arecaceae
Product: calnexin homolog
Biological process (GO): ERAD pathway; protein folding
Cellular component (GO): endoplasmic reticulum membrane; endoplasmic reticulum
Molecular function (GO): calcium ion binding
Source: RefSeq, a predicted model, not a curated record
GUUUUAUUGUGGUCACUCCUGGUUUCGCAUGAGGGUGGAUUGAAGGGAGGGAGCCGAAGAGCGGUGGUUUCCAUCGGCCCAUCUCCGCCGUUGGUUUUCUCGUGGUUAAUAUCUCUCGGUGUCGCGUUCCGACCCUCUCCCCUCUCGAAUGAUCUAAACCCGUGAUCGAGAACCACGGUUAGGGUUUCACUCCGAUCCGCUCUUGUGAUCUCCAACUCUCCUCUCCUGCCUGGUCUCCUUCCACGGCUGCGAUGGGAGGGUGGCAGACAGCGCCGCGGCUCCUCCUGAUUUUGAUCGCGUCCUUCGUGCUCCAGAUUUGGGCUUCAGAUCCGCUUUUCUAUGAAUCGUUCGACGAGACCUUGGACGGGCGGUGGAUCGUGUCAGAGAAGGAGGAUUACACAGGUGUAUGGAAACAUUCCAAGAGUGAGGGACAUGAAGACUACGGUCUUCUUGUGAGUGAGAAGGCAAGGAAGUAUGCAAUAGUCAAAGAACUUGAUGAGCCAGUCAUGCUCAAGGAUGGAACCAUCGUCCUCCAGUAUGAAGCUCGACUUCAGAAUGGACUUGAAUGUGGAGGUGCAUAUCUGAAGUACCUACGUCCUCAGGAGGCUGGGUGGAUUCCCAAGGAGUUUGAUAAUGAGUCUCCCUAUACCAUUAUGUUUGGACCUGACAAGUGUGGAUCCACAAAUAAGGUGCAUUUCAUCCUUAAACACAAGAAUCCCAAGAGUGGGAAGUUUAUCGAGCACCAUCUCAAAUACCCUCCAUCUGUCCCAUCUGACAAGCUCACUCAUGUCUACACUGCUGUUUUGAAACCUGAUAAUGAGUUGAGGAUUUUGAUUGAUGGUGAGGAAAAAAAGAAAGCAAACUUCUUGUCCGCUGAUGAUUUUGAACCAGCACUCAUCCCACCUAAGACAAUUCCUGAUCCUGAUGAUAAGAAGCCUGAGGACUGGGAUGAGAGGCCUAAGAUUCCAGAUCCAGAUGCUGUUAAGCCUGAUGACUGGGAUGAGGAUGCUCCACCAGAGAUUGAAGAUGAGGAUGCUGUUAAACCUGAAGGUUGGCUGGAUGAUGAACCUGAGGAAAUUGAUGAUCCUGAAGCCACCAAACCUGAAGAUUGGGAUGAUGAGGAGGAUGGAGAAUGGGAGGCACCUAAGAUCGACAACCCAAAGUGCGAAGCAGCACCUGGCUGUGGGGAGUGGAAGAGGCCAAUGAAGAAGAAUCCAGCUUACAAGGGAAAAUGGCAUGCUCCUUUAAUCGACAACCCAAACUACAAAGGUAUCUGGAAGCCACAGGAGAUACCUAAUCCCGACUAUUUUGAGCUCGACAAGCCCGACUUUGAGCCGAUUGCUUCUAUUGGUAUCGAGAUCUGGACAAUGCAGGAAGGCAUUUUGUUUGACAAUAUUCUUAUAGCCAGUGACGAGGAGGUUGCUGAGUCAUACAGGGAGAAAACAUGGAAGCCCAAGUAUGAAGUUGAGAAAGAGAAACAGAAAGCUGAAGAGGCAGCUGCUGAUGGGCCUUCAGGUUUUCAGAAAAAGGUAUUCGAUGGUCUUUACAAGAUAGCCGACAUUCCUUUCCUGGGGGCAUACAAGAUCAAGAUAAUUGAUAUCAUUGAGAAGGGAGAGAAACAACCAAACCUGACCAUUGGAAUCCUGGUGUCAGUUAUGGUGGUUAUUGCUACGGUUAUUAUGAAGAUUCUCUUGGGUGGAAAAAAACCUGCGGCUCCAGCUAAACCCACAACUGAAACCAAGGGUGAUGCAGCUACUGAGGCUGAUGUGGCUGGAAGCAGUGCUGAGAAAGAAGAGGAGAACGAAAAGGAGGAUGCAUCAGCUCCACGCCCUAGGAGAUCGACCAGGAGGGAGACAUAGGGUAGAUAGGUCCAAAUUUUGGAUGUACUCCUUAUCUUAUAUACACUUUUUAAGCUUUAGGAUCUGAGUGUAUAUGAGAUUCUUAUUGUCUCUGGCUAUAAUCCAUCCCACGAGGAGUUUUCCUCGCAUUCUCUGCUUCAGCUUAAAAGCUUGAUUGGUACUUCUUGCGUGUGGGAGCACCUUAUGACCCGAUCGUCCCUAGAAACAUCUCCUUGGAACAUUACCAGUUCGGAAAUUAUAUGCCUUUCAUCAUAUUGAUUAAUGGUAACCGGUCCAUUGUUGAAUGU